Molecule: messenger RNA, 1587 nt
Organism: Colletotrichum karsti
Lineage: Eukaryota; Fungi; Ascomycota; Sordariomycetes; Glomerellales; Glomerellaceae
Product: DnaJ domain-containing protein
Exons: 2
Coding region: 1-1587 (528 amino acids)
Biological process (GO): protein import into peroxisome matrix
Cellular component (GO): cytosol
Source: RefSeq, a predicted model, not a curated record
AUGGUCGUCGACACCGCGUAUUACGACACGCUGGGCGUGAAGCCCGCCGCCACCGAUAUCGAGAUCAAGAAGGCUUACAGAAAGUUGGCCAUCGUUCACCACCCAGACAAGAACCCCAACGACCCCACCGCCCACGAAAAGUUCCAGGAGAUCGGAGAAGCCUACCAAGUCCUGUCCGACAAGGACCUCAGAGCCGCCUACGACAAGUAUGGCAAGGACCACGCCAAACCACAGGAGGGUUUCGCCGACCCCGCCGAGUUCUUCACCUCCAUCUUCGGCGGCGACGCCUUCGUCGACUGGAUCGGUGAGAUCAGCCUGAUGAAGGACCUGACCGCAACGAUGGACAUCACGAUGCAGGAGGGCGAGGAGGGCGCCGAGGGUGCUGAGGCCGCCGAUGGCGAGUUCCCCGGCACCGAGGAUGCUAAGAAGGAGAGCAUGAAGACCGCCGCCGACGGCGAAAAGACCGACGCACAAAAGGCCACCGCCAGCGGCACCACUCCCGCUGCCCCUGCCGCUGCCGCGCCUGCUGCCGGCGCCGCCGCACCACCUCCCGCCGUUGUCGUCGAGGACGAGAAGGAGCGCCUCAAGGCCCGUGACGCUGCCGAGGCCGCUGCCGCCUCGUCUGGCACUGCCGAUGCACCCCCGCCCGCCUACCAAAGAGAACCCUCGCCCAGUCCUUCUGGCACCUCCGCCUCGAAACGCACACAAAUCCCCCUCCGGCCCGCUCUGAUGGAUCGUCCCUCCGAGGAGGUCGCUGGUGUCGAGACCGAAGAGUCGUUGCGCAAGAAGGAGAAGAAGAAGGGCCUGACUAAGGAGCAGCGCGAUCAGCUCGCCGCCUACGACAAGGAGCGCGCCCGCGUGCGUCAGGAGCGAGUCGACACCCUCGCUCGCAAGCUUCUCGACAGAAUCAGCGUAUGGACCGAGACUGACAAGGGCCCCGACGUCACCAAGUCCUUCCAAGAGAAGACGCGCCUCGAGGUCGAAAACAUGAAGAUGGAGUCCUUCGGUCUCGACAUCCUCCACGCCAUCGGCCAGACUUAUGUCGCCAAGGCCUCCGCCCUUCUGAAAAGCCAAAAGUUCCUCGGCAUCGGCGGCUUCUUCAGCCGAGUCAAGGACAAGGGCACUAUUGUCAAGGAGACUUGGAACACCAUCAGCAGCGCCAUUGACGCUCAGCAGACCAUCGAGGAGAUGGCCCGUAUGGAGGAGAAGGGCGGCGCCGAGUGGUCCGACGAGGCCAAGGCCGAGUAUGAGAGGCGGGUCACCGGCAAGAUUCUGACGGCAGCGUGGCGCGGCAGCAAGUUCGAGAUCCAGAGCGUCUUGCGCGAGGUCUGCGACGCCGUGCUCAACGAUAAGAAGGUGCCGCUUUCCAAGCGUCUGGAGCGCGCCCAGGCGCUCAUGCUGAUUGGCGAGAUCUUCUCCGCCGCGCAGCGCUCGCCCGAGGAGGAGGGCGACUACCUCGUCUUCGAGCAGCUCGUCGCGGAGGCGGCCAUCAAGAAGGAGAAGAAGAAGGGCAAGAAGCACGAGCACGCCGCGGCGGCAGAGGUGGCCGAGGACGCGCCGAACGUUCCCAAGCCUGAGAAGUCGUAG